AUGCCCAGAAGCUGUUCGCUCCACUUCCUACAUGGCACAGUGAACGGACAUGAUCUAUUGGAUGAUCAUCUCCUUGUCGAUGAUGGUAUCACUGCAAGAAGGUUAGCUUCCCCACGGAUAAUCCGUCCUGCAUACACGGAUACUCGGUACGGAGUACGGAGUUAUCCACGUAUCUGCCAUCACUACGCGGGAGCAGGAGAAUCCGAAGCAUGCCUGACUGUCGAUCCGCAAACACUAUUACCGCACCGGCACGGCGGUCCCUGGGGAGAUAUGUGGAUCUUGGAUUCCCGCCCGCUGGGGUCUCCCUUCGUUUCCCGUUUCUGGUUGUGCAAAAUAAUUGCUGGUGCCGCUUUAUCCUUACUCGACAUUACUGUGGAGCUUGCGAGUGGUUCACUCGCAUUUCUAGAAACUGCCAGUCCUCCAUCCCACGGUAAGAGAUUGGAAGGUAUCCAUGAUGCUUCCAUUCAUUGGCCAUUGGUAGCGCGCCCAUGCACCACCCAGAGCAAUGCUUGGAGUUCCUCAUGGCAAACGCCGCUUUUGGACUACGACACCUUGAUACCCAAGGUAGUACCAAGGCGGCAACAGCAGGAGGAUGAAGAAGCGGUCAAAGAGCCUCUCCAACUCUUUCUUGGCGAUGCUGCUAUCGUCGUCCUAUCAACUAACCAUCUGCCAAUUCAGGUUUCUUACACUCCUUCUUUCUUUGGCCCUGCCACUGAAUGGUGGACUCGCGUUCUGACCACCGCGUCUUGA
Molecule: messenger RNA, 750 nt
Organism: Aspergillus neoniger CBS 115656
Lineage: Eukaryota; Fungi; Ascomycota; Eurotiomycetes; Eurotiales; Aspergillaceae
Exons: 8
Coding region: 1-750 (249 amino acids)
Source: RefSeq, a predicted model, not a curated record